UACCAAAGCGAAUAAGACAUUUUUGUACUGUACAUCUCUCACUUACUUCAUUCAUUUUAUUCUCGUGCUCGUGCUCCCGGCGUUCCUAGGCUGGGAUAAAAUUUUAGUUUUCUUUUUUUUGAAAUUUUUAGUAGAAAUUGUAAAAUUGGGAAAAUAUUUAAUGGGUUUGGUUAGAUUAUCACAGGUUCUGUACUAUGUUUAGUUUAUCUGUGAAUAUAUAAAAUUAGUAAUAAUAAUAUAAAAGACCUAAUAAUGUUUGCUUUUCUGGUAUUAUUAGUUUUUUCUGUGUGCCUUGCCGAGGAGAACGUGAAAUUCGCUGCGGUUAUUUAUAGGCAUGGCGAUAGGACCCCCGUUGACUUGUAUCCCACAGAUCCCUAUCGGAAUGAAUCGUUAUGGCCGGUUAAAUUCGGGGAAUUGACUAAUAUAGGCAAGCGCCAGCACUAUGCAGUUGGGCAGUGGCUCCGCUUGCGGUAUUCGCAUUUAUUGUCCAAAUCAUUCGAUCCAACUGAAUUGUAUGUGAGGUCUACUGAUGUCGACCGCACUCUUAUGUCAGCACAAGCCAAUCUGGCAGGUAUGUACCCACCAGUGGGAAAGUCGAUUUGGAAUAAGCAUUUAAUGUGGCAACCAAUACCUAUACAUACUAUGCCAGAAUUACAAGAUGAAGUACUGGCCAUGAAGAAGAAAUGUCCCACAUACACUAAGGAACUGGAACGUGUGCAAAACACUAAGGCUUACAAGGAGAGGCUGAGUAGAUACCAGGAGUUGAUGAAUUACCUAUCUGCGUAUACCGGGAAGAUUGUUAAGGAUUAUGAAGACAUAGUAGACAUUUAUUCCGCACUUUACAUUGAAUCAUUGUACAACUUUACCCUGCCCAACUGGACGCACUCGGUGUAUCCUGAUAAGAUGCGUGAGCCUGCUUGCUACAGCUUCACGACGCCCGCCGCGACUCCUCUGCUGGCGCGUUUGCGAGCCGGCCCGUUACUCAAGGAUAUAAUGACCAAAAUAAACAGGGUUAUUACCCCCUGUGCCAAGAAGAAAGACUACCUGAAGGUCUCAGUAUAUAGCGGCCACGACUUCACCAUUGGCGUUGUUCUGACCGCCCUGGGAAUAUUUGAUGGUAACUGCCCCGUCUACACUGCUACCAUCCUAAUUGAACUGGUCGAAGAUAAUGGCGCGAACUACAUCCGCAUCAGCUACAGGAACGCCACCGACGUCAUGGAACCCCAGAUCCUGUCCAUCCCGUAUUGCGGCAAGCUAUGCCCUGUCGAGAAAUUCAAGCAGCUCUAUGAAAACCUUCUGAAUGUGGACUUCGAUUAUGAAUGCACCAAGCAGUUUCCUGUCCUGCUUGGGAUCUCGUUUUUCGGCGGGUUGGUCAUUUUCGCUUCCAUCUACGUGGCACAUAAGCUAUACUUCGCGAAGGUGUCUUCCAGGCAGCGUGGAUAUACUCACACGUACAGGAACAUGGGGCAACUUCUAGACAACCCAAUGAAAGUAGGUCACGUUUAAAUAUUCCAUGUUUUAAUGUUACUCAGUAGACACGCCCGGCCGCCAGGUGGCGCGCGCGCUGGUAAGCAUUCUAAGGUACUAGUAAAUAAAUACCGAUAUUACCUACAUGAUACUUAAUAUAAUUAUACCACAUGUCCAACUCAAUGUUUCUAGCCAAUUAUAAUUAUACAUAUUUAUACAUAGUUUUGUAACUUGGUAAAUACUUUUACAUCCAUUUUUCGACACAUGUAUAUUUUUUUAUAAUUAUGAUUCGCCUACUAGUAAAUCAAAGUGAGUGAGAGAUAGAGAGAGCUGUAUAAAAUUGCAGGGUCUGAAGUGAGAAAUAUUUUGAUAGGAAUUUACGAACUAAAUUAAUAUAAAGAUAACAAUUGUAAAGUUUAAAUUUUAGACCAAUUUACUGAACUUUCAUUGAAAAUGUAGGCUAAUUAUUUUUUUUAUUAAACUUAUAUUGCUUGAAAAUGAGGCUAUAAUUAAACGAAUGAUAUGUGAGGGGUAUGUUUCCUGUCACGAACGCUGAUUUUAAUUCAAGUGUUAGCAGAAUAUUCUGCUAAGUUGGGAAGACGGGGAUCAUGCCUCUAAAAGUCGCGUGUUGACGACGUCUACGUCGUGAACUUACAAGUAUCUCGUGAUAUAUUUGUAAGAGUAAGGGCAAGUGAGACUGAUGUAGCUAAUGUGUGUUUCUUCGCGAUUUUAACAUAUUUUUAACUACUACCCAUAUCCGUCAGAGGUUUAAACUAUUUCUUAGAGGGAAUAUUUAAUAUACUAUAUUAUAACAUAUUAUAACAUAUUACGGCCUUUGUGGUCCAGUGCAACCACCAGGCUCACGAUCCGGAGGUCCCGGAUUCGAAUGCCGGUGCAUACAAAAAUACUUCGUGAUCCCCAGUUUGGUUAGUACACUGCAGGCUGAUCACCCUGAUUCUUAGUAGGUAAGAUUAUAAGUGUUUCGGAGGGCACGUUCCUGUUACUAUUUAUAUUUUACGUUAUGACAUAAGCCAUGUCAGGGGCCUUUGGCGGCUCAGUAGUAACCCUGACACAAGGGUUGAUAAAGUUGGUUACUGUUCUUACAACCCACACGAGAAAAGAAGAAUAAUUAAUUGCCUACUAAAUAUAAUGUGUAUACUGAUAAUCAGAAAGUAGCAGCACUAUUUGUCAGUAGUGUGCACGUAGCCGUAGGCAGGCCGUAGGCGUGUCACAGUGAGUCCAGCGGUAACGACGCACGCGCCGGCUUUAUGGCUGUAUUUGACGCAGGACACGCAGAACGGAUUCACGAUAGAACAGCCAAGUAGUGAAAUGUAUUCCUUUACUUAAAAGCAGAAUAGUGAUUGUUCGAAAGUUAUACUACCUCUAUGCUUAUACGUUAAAGUACUUAAAAUCCCGAAGAAACCCAGAGUCCAUUCGAUUAUGGUUUAGUCUUUUGUUACCAGUUAUUAUUACUUUAUUUUUAAAUAUUUUAUACUUAUAGGUGCUUUUAAUAGUAUACAUCAUUGUUACGAUAUACAGGUGGCCAUUAAUUAAUGGUUAAGCUGAAAGGAAAGCAACCCAUGUUUUGCUGUGAUCUCAUCACACAGCCUAUUUCAAAAUCUUAUUUUCUUAUCUAGCCUAUAGUGUCCCACUACUGGGCAAAGGCCUCCGUUUCAAAAUAAUCUUUAAUAAUUAAAGGUACUUUUUGAAAUAGUAAAAUCUCAAAUAUUUGGAAAACCAAAGGUUAUGCAUAGCAUUUAUAUUAAGUUUCCGGCUUGACCAUAAAUUAAUAGACGUCCAGUAUUCUUAAUAGGAUUUAAUAGAUAUUUAAAAUUUUCUGAUAGGUAGGAAUUUAAAAUAUCAAUCUGGAUGUGCUCAUAUUGUAGUAAUAAAUACAUAGAUGAACAUU
Messenger RNA from Pectinophora gossypiella (pink bollworm), 3376 nucleotides. Its product is annotated as prostatic acid phosphatase-like. Lineage: Eukaryota; Metazoa; Arthropoda; Insecta; Lepidoptera; Gelechiidae. Gene Ontology annotation, molecular function: phosphatase activity. Gene Ontology annotation, biological process: dephosphorylation. The transcript is spliced from 9 exons. The record is from RefSeq and is a predicted model, not a curated record. The coding region runs from base 253 to 1506 and encodes 417 amino acids.